Messenger RNA from Stegostoma tigrinum, 1850 nucleotides. It is a transcript of the gene polr3f, whose product is annotated as polymerase (RNA) III (DNA directed) polypeptide F. The transcript is spliced from 10 exons. Gene Ontology annotation, cellular component: RNA polymerase III complex. The coding region runs from base 417 to 1352 and encodes 311 amino acids. Gene Ontology annotation, biological process: transcription by RNA polymerase III. NCBI's taxonomy places the organism in Eukaryota, Metazoa, Chordata, Chondrichthyes, Orectolobiformes, Stegostomatidae. The record is from RefSeq and is a predicted model, not a curated record.
AAAGUCGAGCUGGGGAAGGCUAUCUAUUGAACUAAACGUGUGCCUCUUUGGUCUUUCACUAUUUUCAGAACUGUCUUGUAAGAUACGGCAGCAGAAAAAAAAAACUGCUUGUAAUUAACGACGGGAAGCGAGGAGUGUAGACUGGCAAAUGAAUCUCUUGCCCAAUAAGAGAUUGAGACUGCAGAAUGAAAGGUCCCCUAGUUCAAGAGGCUGAAGUAAUUUGCUGCUGUAGAUCGUUUACCCCGGAGCUGGAGGGUGAGCGUGCAAUUUGGAACAUUCACGCUGAGGUUUGAUACAACGUUGAAACGCAAGAAUUGCAAUAUCGGACCGAGGGGGCCAGUCAGCACCGCUACAGACCAGAUCCGCAAACAAACCCUUCAGCCACCAAUAUAUUGUCAUGCUGUACAACUGAAAUCAUGGCUGACGUGACAGUGAAGCAAGAAGCAGUAGAUUCUGUGGGACUGGAAAGCAGGAUUUUGGAACUCUGCCAGCAGUUCCCACAAGGAAUCACAGAUCAAGUUAUUCAGAAUGACAUGCCACAUGUGGAGCCACAGAAGAGGGCAAUGGCAAUCAACAGACUUCUUGCAAUAGGCCAAUUGGAUCUACUAAGAGGUACUUCAGGUCUCCUAUAUCGCAUAAAGGAUACCCAGACUGCAAGCAAAAUGAAAGGUUCUGACAAUCAAGAAAAAUUAGUUUAUCAAAUCAUCGAAGAUGCUGGAAAUAAAGGUAUAUGGAGCAGAGAUAUUCGAUACAAGAGUAACCUUCCAUUGACUGAAAUCAACAAAAUCCUAAAGAACAUGGAGAGCAAAAAACUAAUUAAAGCUGUCAAAUCUGUAGCUGCUUCAAAGAAAAAAGUAUACAUGUUAUAUAAUCUGCAGCCAGAUCGAUCGGUGACCGGUGGAGCAUGGUACAGUGACCAGGAUUUUGAGUCAGAGUUUGUAGAAGUGUUGAAUCAGCAGUGCUUCAAAUUCUUACAGAAUAAGGGAGAAGUGGCUCGUGAGAGUAAACAGAGUCCAAUGGUACAAAGGAACAGUUCAUUUGCUUCAUCCCAUGAAGUGUGGAAAUACAUCUGUGAAUUGGGUAUCAGCAAGGUGGAACUCUCUAUGGAAGAUAUUGAAACCAUUCUGAAUACAUUGAUAUAUGAUGGAAAAGUGGAAAUGACCAUCAUAGCUGCAAAAGAAGGGACUGUUGGGAGUGUGGAUGGACAAAUGAAGCUGUUUCGGGCGGUUAAUCCCAUCAUUCAGCCCACUGGCUUGAUGCGGACACCUUGUGGAAUGUGCCCAGUGGUGGGUGUAAAUGGAUAUGGUGCCAAUCAAGAAGGCUGCUUUGUUCUGGAUGGUGUCAAGCCUUGAGUGUUUUUGGAGCUGCAUCCCUCCAGACAAGUGGUAUUUGACGAUUGCCAUGAAGAUGGGGAGAUUUCUCCAUCGACUUGUGUUUACAUGACCGAGUGGCUAGAAUUCUAGCCACUGUUGGCAUAACAAAGAGACUUUAGAGUUCGAUUGUUGGACCAUUUAAAACUGUUGGCAGUGUGCCUGGAUGGAUUUUCAUUGUGUAUGGCACAGAAAUGGACCAUUCUGCCCCAUCUGGUCUAUGACAGUGUUUAGGCUCAAACUCUUUCAAUCCCUCUUCAAAAAACCGCUUCUAUUCUUUUCAUCAUACUUACCUAGCUUCCCCUUCAAGAUAAUUAAUGGAACUGUGGAUGGAGCUCGGCCCACAUUGGCAAAACAUGAGAAGAAUUGAAUCUGCAGUGUUUUGAAUGUGAGAUUAUGAAAACUGAACUUUUUUUUAAUGUAACAUUUAAUUUAUUUUGUAUCCAAAUGUUUCUGGUUUAAAUUUUACUUAGCAGUUAU